AUGAUCCCCGCGCCGGGCAGCCUCGUCGCGCUGCGGCAAGCCGCCGCUGCUCACCAGCGUGCCGAAGAGGAGAGGCUGGCCGCCGCCUUGGAGCGGGAGGCGGCGAAGGUCAGGGAGCUGGAGGAGCUGGUCGCGGCUGCCGAAGAGCUGACCGAUGUGGAGCAAGGAUUCGAGCAGCUCCGCAGCGAGAACGCCACGCGCCGCGAACUUCACAGCGCUGCGCUGCUCGCAGUAUGCCGCAAAGCGAUCACACGCGUGCCUCGGCUCGCCGCUGUGAUGACAGCCGAGCAGGCGUUGGCAGAUCCCGAGCGUGUGCUGGCAUGGCUUCUCAGCGCGGCGGGCACGGCGCCUCCGACAGCGCCUGCUGCGGGCUUGAUUCCCCCGACACCGCCCACCCUGCCGGCCACACCGGUCGCGACGGGAGGCGCCCUCGAGCUGGGCUCUGGCGCGUCCCUCUGGCAGCGAGGGCAGCGCUUCGUCUCGACCGAGGCAGCUGAGCAGGCGGAGGAGGGUUCGUGCUCUGGGGCGGCGGCGCCUUCGCGGUGGCCAGGGCUGAUGGACGAGGCGAGGCCCCCGGCCCGCGAGGCCGCCAGCUCCGACGCUCCACCCCCGAAGCGCACGCGCUACACGGAGACGUGCUGGGGCGACGUCGUCUCGGGCGGCGCGCUGGGCUGCGAGGCGCUGCCUCCGCAGGCGUCGACCGCCGCCUUUCGCGAGAGGUUCUGCGGGGGCUGCCGGCAGCGGGGCGUGUUUGUGCCGGCGUCGAGGGUGCGCAUGCCCAUCGGCGCGGGCUCCGACGAGAUCGCCAACCGCCACGGGCGCGGCUUCUGGAACGAGCCGUCCCGAACCUCGCGCUUGCCUGCGCACCGCGUCGUGAACCAGACGUCCGACUGCCCGGGCCCGACGCUCGUGAUCCUCAAGGACGAGCUUCCGGUCCCGCUGCCCGGCCUGGCCGAGGCCGCCGCGCUGUCCACCUCCGGCGGCUGGGUCGCCUUCUCGGUCGGCCGCACGCUCAAGAGCAAGGUGGCUCUGCCGUGGGCCGCUGCGAUUCCUCUCUUGCCGGCCCCGCCGCCCGAGCGCGACACUCCUGAGGCUCGCACCGCAUCAGCCCAGGGGCGUGUCGAGGGGUUUGCGGCGGCGGCGCAGGCGGGCGAGGCGUCUGGGUCUGCGUUGGAGGCCGGCCUCGCGCCCUUCCUCGCGGAGAUCUCGCUCGCUCUCGGCCCGCUCGCCGAGGCCGGCGCGCCGCCGCCGCCGGGGCCCGACGAGAUGACGUGGCACUUCGGGGGCGGCAGCCCCAUCGACGAUCUGCUUCUCUCUGGCUCCGCGACACCGCCGCUGCUGCAGACGCGUCCGGCUCCGGGGGCAAGCGUGCCGCCGCCCUCCAUGCCGCCCUCCAUGCCAAGGAGGUGA
Emiliania huxleyi CCMP1516 is the source of this 1410-nucleotide messenger RNA. RefSeq lists its product as hypothetical. The record is from RefSeq and is a predicted model, not a curated record. NCBI's taxonomy places the organism in Eukaryota, Haptophyta, Isochrysidales, Noelaerhabdaceae. The transcript has a single exon. Bases 1 to 1410 code for a protein of 469 amino acids.